AUGCGUUCAGUCAGCCUCCUCCGCGCCUCUUCCAAGGCCAUCACCUCUGCCAACGCGGCACGAUGCCUCUCCACCUCGGCCACUCUUAGACUGGCACAGCCCGCUGCUGCCAGUUCUGCCGGUGCAGCCCAGGCGCAGCUCAGCCAGCUGGCCCUCUCGCGCGCCAAGGAUGUCGAGUCCAAGUGGCAGGGCACCUCGAUGCUCGGCGGCACCACCAAGAACUACAUCGACGGCAAGUUUGUCGACUCUUCCACCUCGUCCUGGCUCGACGUCAACGAUCCGUCCACGCAGGCGCUUCUUUCGAAAGUACCGCUCACCACUCAGUCCGAGUUCGACGCCGCCGUGGCCAAUGCCCAGGCGGCUUUUCCCGCGUGGAGGGACACGAGCCUGCUCAGCCGACAGCAGGUCAUGUUCAAGCUCCAGGCGCUCCUGCGUGAUCACAUGGACGACAUCGCCAACGCCAUCGUUCUAGAGCAGGGCAAGACUUUCGCCGAUGCAAAGGGCGACGUGCUCCGUGGUCUGCAAGUCGUCGAGGUGGCUUGCGGCAUCACCAGCACUCUGAUGGAGGAGCGCAUCGAGGUGUCCAAGGACAUGGACACGUACGCUCGUCGUGAGCCGCUCGGCGUCACCGCUGCCAUUGCCCCCUUCAACUUCCCCGCCAUGAUCCCGCUCUGGUCCAUCCCCAUGGCUACCGUCACAGGCAACACGCUGGUGCUCAAGCCCUCGGAGCGCGUCCCCGGUGCGUCGAUGAUCAUCGCCGAGCUGUGCGAGCGCGCCGGCAUGCCCAAGGGCGUGCUCAACGUCGUCAACGGCGCUGUCGACAUUGUCAACGGAAUCUGCGACGACCCACGCAUCAAGGCCAUCUCGUUUGUCGGCUCGGACAAGGCCGGUUCGCACAUCUACCACCGCGGCACCGCCAACGGCAAGCGCGUCCAGGCCAACCUCGGCGCCAAGAACCACGCCAUCCUCAUGCCGGACGCCAACAAGAAUUUUGCGCUCAACUCGAUCGCCGGUGCUGCGUUCGGUGCUGCCGGCCAGCGGUGUAUGGCGCUCUCGGUGGUUGUGGCGGUGGGCGAGGCGCAAUCGUGGGUACCUGAGCUCGUCGAGCGUGCAAAGCAGCUCAAGGUAUCCGGCGGCUUUGAGGAGGGCGCGGAUCUGGGUCCGCUCAUCUCGCCCCAGGCGCGGGACCGCGUUCGAUCGCUCACGGGCAGCGUUGAGCAGGAGGGCGGCAAGAUCCUGCUCGACGGCCGCGACUUCUCCUGCCCCGAGUAUCCGAACGGCAACUUUGUCGGUCCGUCGAUUGUCGAGGCUGGUCCCGGGAUGAAGGCGUACGACCAGGAGAUCUUCGGCCCCACUUUGGUCGUCGUCAAGGCGGAUACGCUCGACCAGGCCGUCGACUACAUUAACAAGAACAAGUACGGCAAUGGCGCGGCGAUCUUUACGACCAAUGGCGCCACUGCACGCAAGUUUGAGAAGACCGUCAAUGCGGGCCAGCUGGGCGUCAACGUGCCCGUGCCUGUGCCGCUGCCCAUGUUCGCCUGGUCCGGCAACAAGGGCUCCGUUCUGGGCGAUAUCGGCUUCUACGGCAAGUCGGCGCUCAACUUUUACACAUCAUUCAAGACCUCGACGUCGCUCUGGAGGUCCGACGACGCCCAGCUGUCCGAAAGGGCCACCGUCAACAUGCCUACCAUGUCGUAG
Messenger RNA from Sporisorium graminicola, 1698 nucleotides. RefSeq lists its product as uncharacterized. The transcript has a single exon. NCBI's taxonomy places the organism in Eukaryota, Fungi, Basidiomycota, Ustilaginomycetes, Ustilaginales, Ustilaginaceae. Gene Ontology annotation, biological process: thymine catabolic process; L-valine catabolic process. The record is from RefSeq and is a predicted model, not a curated record. The coding region runs from base 1 to 1698 and encodes 565 amino acids. Gene Ontology annotation, cellular component: mitochondrion. Gene Ontology annotation, molecular function: methylmalonate-semialdehyde dehydrogenase (acylating, NAD+) activity; malonate-semialdehyde dehydrogenase (acetylating, [NAD(P)+]) activity.